Molecule: messenger RNA, 1924 nt
Organism: Prosopis cineraria
Lineage: Eukaryota; Viridiplantae; Streptophyta; Magnoliopsida; Fabales; Fabaceae
Exons: 2
Coding region: 196-1281 (361 amino acids)
Biological process (GO): signal transduction; negative regulation of DNA-templated transcription
Cellular component (GO): nucleus
Source: RefSeq, a predicted model, not a curated record
UGUCAACCAACCGUCCUCAUUGCCUUCUCCUGUUUCGCCACGUGUCGUUUCCCUCUCAAACCCUCACUUCUUUUUCUUCCCUAGAAAAUCCAGAGCACAAUCCAUCAUCGUCGUCUCCUUCAGAGAAUUAUUAUACUGGUGUAUGUGGCUCUUAGCGUUUCAGCUUUCGAGAGUUUCGUUUCGUUUCGUUCAACAAUGGUGGAAGUUUCAGAGAUUGGAUUCAAAGUGGAAGAGGUAGAGCUGGAUUUGGGUUUAUCAAUUGGAGGUAGUUUCGGUAGAUCGGAGAAGCCGGCAAAGCCCGUUUUAAAACUAAACGGGUUCGAAUCGAAUGGUAAUGAGCACCACCACGAACAAGAACAACAACAACAUCAAACUUGGCAUCGGAAACCUGAGGACGCGGCGGUUAUGGAUUCACAAACGAAGCGUGAGGCCCACGCGCUGCGGAGGCUGGAAGCGAGGCAGAAGCGCGAGGAGAAGCAGCAGAAUAAGAGACUCGUCAGAGAAACCGACUCCGAACUCGACCACCAGCAACGAGUAUGCAAGAGAGAGAAAAAGGAUCAUCAUCUUAACGGUGGAUCCGAGUGCCAGAACGUGAAUCUGAAUUUGACCGGCGGCGAGCAGCAGUUUUGUGUGAGUGGCAUCACGGUUGGCUCGACGGCGUCGUUUCAACAACCGUACACGUACGUGCAGUUGAACAAUGGGUACGCGUACACUUGCGUGGUGCCAUGGAUGGUUAAAGAGAAGAAUGCGGGUCAGCCGGCGGUGGCUUGUAAGGGUUUCCGACCGUUUUUGGGAAACGGGUACGGGCCAGACCCGAACGGAGAAAGAGAUUGUGGUGAUAAGAAAGCCAAAUCCGACGGGUCUUCCAUGUGCAGUUCCUCUGUGGUUUCCGAUCACCUGAGUUCUUCCCAUGAAGGUGGGGGUAGCAGCGAUGGCCAUAGCCAAUCGGUUCAGUCUUUAGAUGAACCAACUCAGUUGAAUAGCUCCAAGCAAAGCAACAUGAGAAGCCAACCUGAACAAACUAAUGCUUCAUCUCACCCUACUAGAUCUGAUCACGACAUUAUUGUGCAACAAAACACAAACCAACCCAACCAAAUCAAACCCCUCAACAAGAACUCACAAAAAAUCCGCCCUUAUCCCAUGAAAAAGACAUGGGAAGAAUUAAACCCCCGAGACCUCGGCCUCAAUCCACCUCACCGCCAUUACCAUUGCCAUCAAGCCUGCAUCCCAGGAUGCCAUACGUUUCAACGACAGGAAACGGGCCAAAUGGCAAGCGAGUGAACGGGUUCUUAUACAAAUACAAUAACUCAGAGGUUAGCAUUGUCUGUGUCUGCCAUGGAAGCAUCUUCUCUCCUGCAGCGUUUGUGCAACAUGCUGGUGGCACAGACAUUUCUCAUCCAGAAAAGCAUAUUACAGUGAUUCCUUCGGCCUUUGGAUGAAGCAUGUUAUAUCGUAUUGGACACUAAAUAUCGUACAAGACAUGACAAAAUGCACAUAUAUGAUGUUAUGUCUCUGGUACCAGGGAGGGAUAAUAGAAAUUAGAAAGACAGACAUGGAUUUCAAUUAAUGCAGCUCAAGUUUUUGACCUUCGAAUAGGUCUUGGAGUAAUGCUGAGCUUUUCAGUUAUGUGUGUCGAGAUGGAGAAAGAUGUUGGGGGUUUCUUUAGAUUAGUUUGGGAUUUUGCUUUUGGUGUCAUUUUUUUUUUUUUGGCCCUUUUUUAACUGAGUAAAUUAGUUUGAUUCCAGGUGCUAGCAAUUCCCAGAAAAGGAACUGGGGAAGGCUGAUGGCUGAUUUCUUUCACUAGUCCAUCUCUACUAAUUGCAUUAACAAUUAUUUUGAUUAACCUGAAUUUUUUUCUGUUUAUAAGCUUAGUUUUAUUGUGACUUAUUACCAAUUUUUAAAGAUUAAAAGAUAAGUGAUUUUU